CAAAUUCUCUUCCCUCUCCUUUUCUUCGUUCGUUAUUCAAGAAUCCUCAAUUCAUAGAGAUCAUCUUCUUCCUUGGUCACAGAGAUAAUCAAAGCUUCAUCUUCCUCUUCUUCGAUCAGAGCCAUCUUCUUCCUCUCUCUCUCCCCAUGGAUUUAGCGGAGGCAAUUCAAGAAACUGGCUACUGUUCACAGGUGGUCAAAUUUAAUUCGUGUAAUAGUGUUUGGCUCGUUGAUAUCUCGAAAUUCGUGGACUGUUCUCAUAUUCGGAGACAGAGCAGUGCAGACAACAACAACAACAACAACAACAACAACAUGCUGAUUUAUCUAAGAGAAAAUCACGUGGAAGACAACAUCUGUCAAGUAGAUAACUUGUGCUCUCUUGCCUGCAAGCUUGACCAUGUGCUAAACCAUUAUGGGACGUUAUCAAACAUUGUCAAGCAACAUACUGUGAAGAAGAAGAGGACCGGUGGAAGGAAACGAGGACAGAUCUCAAUCUUUCAUGGUUUUUACAGGCUGUUCCUUCUCAAUCGAAAGACAAGGUCUGGAGGAAGGAGAAGAAGAACAUACGUUAACCAUGCCGAGAGACUCUUGCCUCACAAGAAAAGGCAUAGAGGAGCAGAGUAAAGUGACCAAAACCACCUACUGAAGAAGAUCUUUUGCUUACAUUUUGAGGUUCUUGCAUUCUGAUUUUGCUGAUUCUAAGUUACAAAUUCUCCACUGAUAUUAGAAUGUGUUUUGCUGAACGUGAAGUUGUCUAUGGAGAUGUUUUGCUUACA
Arabidopsis lyrata subsp. lyrata is the source of this 775-nucleotide messenger RNA. RefSeq lists its product as uncharacterized. The transcript is spliced from 3 exons. The record is from RefSeq and is a predicted model, not a curated record. The coding region runs from base 147 to 623 and encodes 158 amino acids. NCBI's taxonomy places the organism in Eukaryota, Viridiplantae, Streptophyta, Magnoliopsida, Brassicales, Brassicaceae.